Acanthaster planci (crown-of-thorns starfish) is the source of this 3877-nucleotide messenger RNA. RefSeq lists its product as uncharacterized. The record is from RefSeq and is a predicted model, not a curated record. Lineage: Eukaryota; Metazoa; Echinodermata; Asteroidea; Valvatida; Acanthasteridae.
GUGCGAUGUGCAUAUCAUUGCACUGGUAUAAUGACAAUACCGCCGGCGUAUAUAUGUACAUGUAUAUGAACAUGUGAGCAAAGAUCGUAGCGCCGCGUAGCUUUGCCUGUGAGUCAGGUUGAAAAAUAGGCGUACGCCUACGUAGCGUCCAGCUUAUAACGUAAGCGUACCUACUUCGCACCUACAUUUACAAACAUUUCCUGGUGAGGAUUGUGAUACUCGUUCACUCGUGGAAGACGGCAGAUUUUGAUGUUUCUCUGGAAAGAUGUCUGUCUUAAGAAUCGCUGAAAUGGGUUCUCUCCUGAAGAUUCUGGCGUUAUGCUGUCUAAGUGUCACAGGUGUAUAUGGUCAGGCGUGCACCACCAAUGUCAAAACGUGGGUCGGCAUUCCAGAAGCAGAAUACAAUCGAAACUACAGCAGCAUCGACGACGUGAGUGCCAGACCAGUGGGCUUUGCCCGGACUGAAAUAUACUACAGCGACAUCGGACUGCCCAACCCGUGCAUCAAAGUGAUGGGGGUUGAAGACACAAGGGUGGAAGUCAUGGCUGAAUCAAAUCCUCCCGGCUCCAAAUUUUGUGUCAGAGACCAGUACAAUCGUGAAAUUUGUGACACUAGAAUUUAUGACUGUCGCCAGGCCAACAGAGUAGAGGGCGCCGAGGACAGCCUAACAUUUGAGUUUUACUGCGACGCGACCAGCUGCGACGAGACGGACGUGAGCUUCUUCUAUCGGUUUGCAGUCAGCCCGCCUGGAGAGGAUGGUUUUGACCCCGAGCUGUGGUGCAACUCACGAGACACUGGUGAGUACCCAAGCAGUUUGCAGGCACCACUGCCGACCAAUAGAGGCCUAGCAACCCUCCCACCAGACAACAGGAAUGGUGCCACCCCAUCUGCCCAUCAGACCCAAUCCCUGGGGCUUGCCGUGUUGUCUAGUGUACUCUGCCUGGUGUCACUGUGGAUGAUGCACAUUUGAGAUGAGCAACUGGCUUUCAAGAGAGUGGUAACACAGACAUAUGAAUGCACAGACUGCCAGUCUUGUGAGCGUGAUUUGGAAAGUGUGGUCUAAACUACGGAUACCAGCACAUAUAGGCAUUAAGUGUACUUUGGGCAUGUUGGGUGGGAUGCACUUACAUUGUGUGUAUUUCUUUGCACGCACUCUCAAAAUAUAUUCACUUUUAGCUCUACGGUCCUACCAUCUCUUUGUUUCAAAUAUUCUAACCAUUUUUUAAUGUGCAUGGCAGCAUGGGCCAGAUUAAGUAUGUUGAGGAUUUUCUUUUUACAAUCGAAAAAAAAAAGCUUCAAAGAAUUUUUUGGCUUGAAUUCUUCAACUGUUCCUGAACUCCUUAUGCCAAGGGGGUAAUUUGCCAAUAGUUUGAUUUUUCAGAUGGUGCUCGAAUCACGAAAUAUUCAUGUAUUUCGGAAUGUGAUUUGGUGGUCUGUGUAUUUAUAUGGCAGUGAGUUAAUGUGUAGCUUCAGUGAAUGUUUCUCAGAUAAAUUCUUCUGUUGUGUACUUCUCUUCAAUAUGUGAAAACUAGUUGAAAUCCCUUUACGGGUAAGUGCAUUGCGACAUACACUUUUUAAAACAUAAAAAAACUUUCAUGCUUUCCUGUACAACCGAGUGCGCUGUUUCUGUGAUGUCAUGCAUGGAGAUUAUUAUUUAGUGUGUAGCCUUUUCUGUUUUGUAUUUUAAGCCCAGAAUUUAUUCACUGGAAACAUUGCUCAGAAAGAGGUGCAUUCUUACUUAUUUCUGUGCACUUAUCCAAAAAUGAAUUGCCAAAGAAAAGAAUAUUUACAAGAGCAAAAUCCUAGAUAUAAAAAAUCAGAAGUUUUCUGUGCACAAACCAAUUGAACUUUGACUCUUUCUUCCCUGGAUGACAUCACAGUUUUGCACAUGCAUAUGGAAAUACUCAUAUUUUAUAACAACCAAAGAGUAGCAAUAUGAAACAAAUAGUGAUGCGAAAAUGAGCCUCCUGAAACAUAAGGUCACAUUUUGAAGGUUUGUUUAUAAAGAAGUGCCUUGCAGCUACCCUUUACUCAUAAGUGAUUUCUCUCAUGGGAUUUAAAUGAAAUUCAUUCUCAAAAUGCGGCAAUGCAGAAUUUGAAGCCCUUGCUUUUGUUAGUAUUUUACCACACAUUUAUUUUUUGUAGAUAUUUGGAUGUUUUUGUUUUUAAUAACCUGAUAAAUCAAUGUCACGGUAGGCUAAUGAAUAUACAUGUAACACAAUGACCUCAUGCUUUGUUUACUUGUGCACUUUCCUAUAGUAGAGGUAGGACGCGAUCAAGUCCAUAUAGGAAAGCACAUGUAUAAACAAAGCAUGGAAUCAUUACAUUGCAGGUCUUUUAAAUCAGUAAUAUCUCUCAUAGAGUGCUAUUGAUUUGGUCACAGUUUUAUAAACAUAAAUCAGGUCAUAGGAAACAUUCCUGUAAGGUAUUUCAGAUAACAAAUGUUUGAAAUUUGUCAUUUUCAUGGUAGUGAUGAAGCAGUCAUUAUCAAAGUGACUUUUGAUUGAGUUUUGUCCCACAUUAUGUAGAAAUGACAUUGUUAUGAUAUCAAUAUCAUUACUAAGAAAAAUGGAAAGCAUUAUUGAAGAUACUUGUCCCAAUCUUUUACAUAACAUGUGAAUUCAAAAGUGUCUCAGUACUGUUAUUUUAUUGAGUUUUUGUUGUGUGCGACUCUGUACUGCAAGUUUUUGAUACUUUUUAUGAAUGAUAUUUCGGUUUUUUAACCACAGGCAUAUAACUUUUACUCAAUUCGUUGUGGGGUCAUAGCAGUGUCUUUAGUUGGGUGCAUAACUGCCCACGGCAGUGCCGUUUAAAAAUUAAAAAAAAAAAAAACAGUAUUUCUUAACAUUCCUGACAUAACUGCCAACUAAUGGAAAAAAGGUAACAUUUUGAAUGAUGCACAUUAAUAAGAUAGUUUGAUGGGGGGGGUGUUCCCAAAUGCAUACUCAUACGCUUUCGGUUGAUGGUGGGAAAAGAUGGAGUACUGGAGUUGAGUAUGGUACACUCCUACCUCUGUUUUUUUAUGUCUCUUUUUUGGGGGGGGUCUACAAUUUCACUGUAUCAAGCGGGGCAUUUCAUACUCCAAAGUAAACUGUAACUGAUUUUUUUUUUAAUUGUGUUUUACCACUUACAUGUGUCUGUUUAACACUAGUCAAGGAUUAAUUUUGUCAGGUAGUUUAUUUCUUUCGGGAUAUGAUUAUCAACCAAACAUACGGUACCUUCAAGUCAAGUUUUAUGGGAUUGAGCAAUUUUUUAAUCACCCAGUGUUAAAUUUCUUCUGUCACUGCUACAAAAAAGAAAGCACAUUUAUGUUAGCUGAUGGGUAGACUAAAAAGUCGUGGUUCCUUGUGAAACCCAAUUGCACGAUUUAAUUAUGUUAAUGAUGACUUAGAUGGUUGGUUUUCUGUGGUGUUAUGUAUUGUUUUAGAAUAGACAAAUGCAAUUUGAUUUUUGUGCUAGAUUUUUUAAUCUUCAGCUGCAGUAAUUUAAAAAAAAAAUAUUAAUUUAAUGUAAAAUACUAGCAUAUUUUUAUACAAAGAGGCACUUUUUAAUUUUUAGAUAUCACUUCAUUGAUAGAAUAUUGUAUAUUUUGGGGGUGUUUUUACAAAGUACCGUAAACACAUGCUGGUUCGUGUGUAGUUUUGCUUGACAGCAAAAUUUGUCAAUCAAUACGAUUCAUUUGUAAGCCCUAUAUACUUGUACUAAGUGAUGUGCUUUCAUGAACAUUCCCAACCUCUGACCUGCAAUCUAUUUUCAUUGUUUUAUUAAUGAUACCAAUCAUUGUAAUCCUUUUACUGUGCACUGUUUUUGUAACUUGUCUCCAAUUGCCUAUUCUGGUGGAUCCAUUCUAGCAAUAAAUGAAGAGGUGUUGGUUAAA